AUGAGUGCUGCAGAAGUUUCAGUGUACAUGCUAAAGACAGUGCUCACCUCCCCUCUUGGACUGCAGGAGGGAGAAAUGGGUGGAAAGUUCCAUGGAAAACCUGUAGCACUUCUCACUCCUGUGAUCAAGCUUUCCUGCUGCUGUUUGCUGAUCGCAGUCCUCACUGCAGCUGUAGUUGUGCUUUCUGUUGCUUUGUCAGUGAGAAAGGAAAAACAGAUAAUCAAGAACCACAUAUAUGCCAACUGUCCAAGAAACUGGAUUGGGUUUGGAAGUAAAUGUUUUUAUUUUUCUGAUGACACGAAAAACUGGACAUAUAGCCAGACCUCCUGUGUGACAUUAGGAGCCCAACUUGCUCAGUUUGAAAACCAGGAAGAACAGAAUUUCCUGAGAAGAUAUAAGGGCUCUUCUGAUCACUGGAUCGGCCUGCACAGAGAAUCGCCACAGCAUGCUUGGAAGUGGACAGACAACACUGAAUACCACAACAUGGUUUCCAUCAUCCGAGGAGUGGGAGAGCACGCCUACCUGAAUGACAACGGAAUCAGCAGUGCCUGGGUCUAUGCUGAUAGGAAGUGGAUUUGCAGCAAGCCCAACAGCUACGACCCCUGUGCCCAAUAUCUUCAAUCUCUUUUUAGAGAGUCCAUAAGCAGAUGAUUUUAAUGAUGCAUUGCUUUGAUGAACCAAUUUCACUGAGGACGCACCAAUAUAUCAGAAUGUUGAAACCCAGGCACUGAGCAAGAAGAGUCUCUGGCCAGUGCUAAUAUGUGAUUUUGACUCUGGAGAUAAAUAUUGUAGUCAUGCUUUGUACCUAAGCCUCAGCAGGACAACAUUAAAUGAUGUUCAGAAUCUUGUUUUUGUUUUUGUUUGUUGAGACAAUAUCUCACUAUGUAAUGCUACAUGCACUUGCCUCUGCCUCCCAAGUAAUGGGAUCAAAAGUAUCCAACUCUAUGCUUAGCUGCUGCUUAGAAUCUUUACUUAUUCACAGAUGAAUUGAUGAUAUUUUCAGAAUAAAUAUGUGGACUCCUUAAGUUUAUUUUGUAUCUUUACCUGAGUUAGAUUUUAUUCCUCAAAACAUGUCUGUCAAGGAAUGUACUGAUGUAUUCAUUUUAUGUGUACUGAUCUUGAGGCUGAAUAAGUUUAAAUGAUAUUCUAUGAUAAUUUCCAUAUUAAUA
Molecule: messenger RNA, 1169 nt
Organism: Nannospalax galili (Upper Galilee mountains blind mole rat)
Lineage: Eukaryota; Metazoa; Chordata; Mammalia; Rodentia; Spalacidae
Product: C-type lectin domain family 2 member D11-like
Exons: 6
Coding region: 1-651 (216 amino acids)
Cellular component (GO): external side of plasma membrane
Source: RefSeq, a predicted model, not a curated record